CGUGGCGGGGGCCGCAGAGCGGGGAGUGUGGGGAGGGAGAGGCCAGUCGUUGGCGGGUAAGGCCGUGAGUUAUGUCUCUGCGAGGAGCAGAUGUGAGAAUUUGUCCACGUAUUCCUCAGUAUGCAGCAUCAUCGAUGUGGAGCUUGAAGAGAUUAUGAAAUGCAGUUAAUUAGCAUCUCCAAUUAAUACUUGAAGUAGAUAAUGACAUUGGAUCUGACCUGCACGAUGGCAGUUUUCAAGCAAGAUAAUGUGGAGAAGUACUAUGAGAUGGGAGAAGAGUUGGGGAGUGGCCAGUUUGCUAUUGUGAGGAAAUGCCGUGAGAAAAGCACCAACGUUGAGUAUGCAGCUAAGUUCAUCAAGAAGCGGCGCUUGUCUUCCAGCCGUCGAGGGGUGAGCCUUGAGGAGAUUGAACGGGAGGUGAACAUUUUGAGGGAAAUCCAGCAUCCGAACAUCAUUACUUUGCACGAUAUCUUUGAAAAUAAGACUGAUGUUAUUCUCAUCCUCGAGCUGGUGUCGGGCGGGGAGCUUUUUGAUUUUCUUGCAGAGAAAGAAUCGUUGACAGAGGAGGAGGCGACUGAAUUUCUCAAACAGAUUUUGGAUGGUGUACACUACUUGCAUUCGAAGAAGAUUGCUCAUUUUGACCUCAAGCCUGAAAAUAUUAUGCUUCUGGAUAAAAAUGUCCCCAAUCCUCGCAUCAAGCUGAUUGAUUUUGGUAUUGCACACAAGAUUGAGGAUGGUAAUGAGUUCAAAAACAUCUUUGGAACUCCUGAAUUUGUUGCUCCUGAAAUAGUAAAUUAUGAACCUUUGGCUUUAGAAGCAGACAUGUGGAGUAUUGGUGUCAUCACCUAUAUUCUUUUAAGCGGUGCUUCUCCAUUCCUUGGUGAAACAAAACAAGAAACCUUAACAAACAUUUCCGCUGUGAAUUAUGACUUUGAUGAGGAGUACUUCAGUAACACCAGUGAAUUGGCAAAGGACUUCAUUCGCAGGCUUCUGGUGAAAGACCCCAAGAAGAGAAUGACAAUUGGUGACAGUCUAGAACAUCCGUGGAUUAAGGUUAUUAAGCGAAGAAAUGUGAGACGUGAGGACAAUGGCAAGAAGCCAGAGCGUCGUAGACUGAAGACAACCCGCCUCAAGGAAUACACAAUCAAGUCCCACUCCAGCAUGCCUCCAAAUAAUACCUAUGUCAACUUUGAGAGAUUCUCAAAAGUUCUGGAAGAAAUCAAUGCAGUAGAUGAAAGCAUUCAGGAGCUGGUGAAAAACAAAAAGUCUUUCAAAGAGGACAUUGAUGCACUUGUUUCUAUUUAUGAUGAGAAGGAAUCCUGGUACAAGGAAGAGAAUGACAGCAUCAGCCAAGAUCUUGGGCACAUUAAGAAUGAAAUGCGGAAAACAGAAACAAUGAGGAAACAGGCACAAGAUGACGUCAAAUCGACGAUGCUGUCCACCAACAUCCUGAAACGGAAGUACACAAAGCUGGAAACCCGCUAUGAUGCACUGGCUGCAGAACUGAAGUGGGUUGAGGAGCUCCUGAUGUCUGUUGAACAGGAGCGAAUGCAAGGAGGGGUUGGUGAUGAUGGUCAUCUUGGAGGAAUGCGUUAGCUCACAAUUUUGUUAAUUCUAAGAAAUCGCCUACAAACCAGUUCAUCAUCCAUUUGAAGCCAGCCAAAUUGGACAAGACCGCUGCAGAACUACUUCAGUUAUUGUCGUGAACAUCAGUCUUUGGAACCAACUUAGUUUUGUUCCAGUCCCAUAUUUAAGCUUGGGCUCAUUGCCAAAUCUCAAUAACAUUCCAUUCUGAAAACAUCACACAAACAUGGUUCUUCCAAAGGCUCAUCGAUACCACAAGUUCUGCAUGCUGCUGUUGGCCUUGUCCCUGCUACUGUUGUGUUUCUCUGGUGAGCUUUGCUUAUUCCCAUCCACUGGAGACCACUGUGAUUCCAGGGGACAGAGCCACACUUCAUGUGGGCAUCUCAGUAUUUGGGAACAGGUGGAUGGAGAGGAGGGGGUAGUCAGUUGCUAUACUCUGGACAACUCCAUCCCUCCCAUUCACUAGCACCUCUUUCAACUUAUCAUAUAUCCAUCGGGAUUCCUAUUGGUUCAUUGGAAACCCUGAUCUUUGGCUGACCAAAGGAGAAGGUUCAUUCGGAAGCAAGCAGAUAGAUCAUGUAACUUUGUCAGGAAGUCUGCAGAGACAAAGUUGAAGUGCCAGAGGGAGUGCAACAAUCUACUAAACCCCAUUUACCCACCCUUCAGGCACUCCCUGGUGUGUCUGUCAGACCCUGGGAGCACACAUUAAACUUAAAUAUCUCCAUCCCUAACAACCUACAGUCAUCUUCAAUCCCGAGGGACUACUGAAGAAGAUUGGGGUUGAAGAGUAACUAAAUAUGUUCCUAUCACUUAAAGCAAAUUGUUAUUGAACAGUUAAGAGCAUACUCUAUUUACGGAGUUGUGAAAAAUAAUGAAAUUUCACCAAUACUUGCUUUUUUAAAUACAAACUCCACCUUAUCAGCUGUUAAAACUGCAAGUGUAGUUAGUGGAUCUGAAAUAUAAUCAAAUAUCAGAUAAGAAUUGCAAAUCCAACUACUGUUAUACUAGUAGCAGUUACAUAUGACAGAAUUGGCACAAAUGUAUGUGAUCUUGUGCUUUCUGAAAUCUGCCCUCGCCAUAGUAUCUCAAACAGACAUCGGAAUAGAAUGGGUACCUCAUUUGAGAAUGAAACAUUUAUCUCUUUAAUGAACGGUUUACAAAUUACUAAAUCAGAUUCAGUAUCUCCUGUGAAAGACCUGCAAUGGUUUCCUGUAAUUCCUUGUUGAUUUUAAGCCCGCUAGAUAAGUUUAACUCAGUUAAAUCAUCUGUUCCUGAUAGCUCAGAUCUUCAGUGGGUCAGACAGAAGCCCCAAUAAAUUUUUUGAACUUCAGCUCUUGUAAUUGUCCAUCGAUGCAGUGGCAUGUUGGGUUCAAUUGGAGCUGGACCUAUUCCUUGAAAUCUUGCCAGAAGUUGGCAAAAGCAGCGGGAGAUAAGUCAGGCCACCACUGGCUCUUCAGGAUGUAACUACAAUGUGACUGGCUGAGAACCCAAUGUUUGUCCCUCUAUGUACUUGGCCUGAGCUUCAUUUAGAAGACUUCUCCUGCCCCAGUAUAUUCAGGGAGUUCUUUACUAGAUGAAUGAUCAGACUCCACUUGCAAAGAUUGUGAUGGAUUUCCACAGAACUCGGUAACUAAGCUAAUGUUUUAUUGUAAGGAACUGAAUUCGCAUUUCCUUGCUGUCAGUAAACAGCCCCUGAACUUUGCUACGACUGUCAUUUACCACUGGGUUCACUUCAGGCAGUGAAGGCCACUGCGUAAAUUUCUGUUAACGACUAAACGUCACACAGUCUGUUCUUGCCACUGUUUGCCUUCUCCCUGUGAUCCUCCUCCACCUAUAAAAUCUGGGCUAAAGAACCUCAGUAGAUGUUCAUAUUUUUGUUUUCAUAAAACAAUCAGAUUUAAUAUUUGAAUUGUAUUGAUUGCUUAAAUGAUUGCACAAGCUUAUUUGGAUAAUUUUUAUUUGGAAAAAUAGUAACCAAGUUCGAUGUAAUUUUGUUAACAAAGUAACAGGCAUUUAUUUAAUUCAGUGGUAUUUAUCAACAUUGAAACAAGCUGUUUGACCUAUUGGAUCUCUGGUGUUUAUACAACAUAAGCCUCAUCCCAACUUUAUCUAAUUCUGUCAGUGUACCCUGUAUUUAUUUCUCCCUCAUGUACUUCAUCUGGCUAUCUAUCACAUCAUAUGCCUGAACCUCUCCAUGUGGUAGUGAGUUCCAUUUGCUCAACUUAGAAAUGAGCUUCUUAUUAAUGCUUCAUAAGUGUGUGUGUGUGUGUGUCGUCCCCAUGAUGGGAGACAGGCAAAUCAUCAUAGUGUUUAAAUCCAAUUAAUAAAAAUCGAUUGGCCCCACCUGGUCUGUCCUACAUGUGACUCGGGAUCUGCAGUGCUGUAAUUUACUCUGAGUUGCCCUGUUUAACUGGCUGUGCAGUUCAAGGGAAAUUUGGGCAAAAAUAAUAGUGCUGCUAAUGAUACCACAUCUCAUGAGAGAAAAUAAACUAGUGAAAUUCACCAGCAUACUGUUGAAAGGAACCCAAGUUCUGUAGGAGCAAUUAUUUUUAAUAAGUAUUUCAGAUUUAAACACCUCGAGCACUCCAUUUAACUAGGAAUUACUGUAUAAUAAAUGAAAGAUGCCAACUGUUUUCUCUGGUGGUGGGAGUGGUGCAUGAGCAAGUACAUGAUGGUUUGGGGUCCAGCUUGAUUUUAUAAGGUAUUUAGAUUUGAACUGAACAUCGCUGUGAUUCAGCUCCAAUUUGCCUGCACAUUUUGUGAAUGUUUACUAUGCUACCACACCUUUAUAUAUAAGGUGCAUGUAUUAAAGAUAUUUUCCCAUGUA
Hemiscyllium ocellatum (epaulette shark) is the source of this 4411-nucleotide messenger RNA. RefSeq names its product death-associated protein kinase 3 (gene dapk3). The transcript has 10 exons. Gene Ontology annotation, biological process: intracellular signal transduction; protein phosphorylation; positive regulation of apoptotic process. Gene Ontology annotation, molecular function: protein serine/threonine kinase activity; ATP binding. The coding region runs from base 202 to 1596 and encodes 464 amino acids. Gene Ontology annotation, cellular component: nucleus; cytoplasm. NCBI's taxonomy places the organism in Eukaryota, Metazoa, Chordata, Chondrichthyes, Orectolobiformes, Hemiscylliidae. The record is from RefSeq and is a predicted model, not a curated record.